AUGCGUCCUCUCUUCUGCGCUCUGUUAUUGAGGGUUGUGGCUACCGGUUUGCCAGAUGGGCGUCUUCUGGAAGGCGGGAUUUCUGCUCGACUAGGGGUUCGCUAUGCCGACCAGCCAAAACGAUUUCAGCGAGCUAGUUUGGCAAAUGGUUGGAAAGAUGAGCAAGGAAACGCCAUGGACAAACCAGCAAAGGCGUGUCCUCAAGCAAAAUUGAUGCCCGGCCUUGAAACAAGCGAGGAUUGUCUUUUUUUAAACAUUUUUGGACCGACCAAUCCGCCUCCCGCCUCUUCGCUGCUUCCCGUCAUUGUCUACAUCCACGGAGGCGCCUAUAAAUUUGGAAGUGGAAACGAAUUUACCGUGGAAAACUUGGGAAAUUUAUCGAACCAUGACCAAGUUAUAGUGGUUACGGUGCAAUACCGACUGUCAGUCCUGGGCUUUUUCUACCCGCAUUUUCCAUCCUCGAAGUUUCAUGCAAAUCUUGGACUCGAUGACACGCAUUUGGCAAUUAAAUUUAUCUCCAAAAAUAUUCAUGAG
Messenger RNA from Mesorhabditis belari, 534 nucleotides. Lineage: Eukaryota; Metazoa; Nematoda; Chromadorea; Rhabditida; Rhabditidae. The record is from the annotation of a GenBank genome assembly.